UUCUACAGCUCUCCGAAGUGAUCUCUGUUAAUCUGUGUACCAGCAUACCUCAGUCGACACCCCACAUCGAAGCCCUUCGGUUCAUCUAUAUUCUGAUGGAAUGUCCUGUGUUCAGUAACCAUCACCGCCCCUGGGGGCGCCGUGCCCUGGCCGCUGCAGACAGGUUGAUAGGGUUUCUUCACAUGGCAUCGAAGGCCGGGGAAAAGAAACCCAAUUCGGCAACACCUGCUCGUUGGUGGAAGUUCGAACCGAUGUCCUUUCGACGUACAAUCAUGGCUUACCGACGGUCCCUCACAAUCCUAUUCCACGACAGAGUGCUAUUGGAGAAGGAACUGGCAAACUUUUGGACCUACCUGAGAAUUCUCAGCUCCUUGAAUGAGAUUAAUCUACAGCAUGACAUCCUUUCCAUUAAGACGUUCUACAUCCCUAAUUUAGACAAAGUCUGGAGACGUCCACACCAACCGUUGCAGAAAUUAUCCUGGGCGUCGUAUCCAUUCCUCAUUGAUCUGGAGAUGAAAACAAAGAUGCUUGAAUCCCAUAACAUAAGUGAACAAGAUAAUGCCAUGGAACAAGCAACAAGGCAAGAUCCAAUGUUUGGAUUAUGUUAUCUCUUGGGGAUUACUGUACCAAGUCCGCGUCUUUUCCUUAACGUAAACCGGGAUGACAUCUUCGGGAGGAGUGUCCGGGAGCAGUUAACCGAGAUGCUGACCUUCCCGAGGUCCUGGUUUCAAAUACCUCUCAGGAUCCGAUUCAUGGGUGAAAUGGGUAUUGACGCGGGGGCUCUAAGUAUGGAUUUUUUCCGGCUUGUCUUUGAAGAACUUUUCGAUCCGGGAAAGAACGGUCUUUUCCGAUAUGUCGACGAACUCGACCCGACUCACUCGCCUGUCUGGUUUCGGAAGGACUGUGAGGACUCCAAACUAGCCGAGAUAUGUGGUCUUCUGUGUGGGUUUUCAUUGCACAACAAGGCAAUAGUUCCAUUACCGUUCCCACAACUCCUCUACGCCAAGCUUCUAGGAAAGGGCCCUAAUAGUGAUAUGGAGGAAGUGGCAGAGCUCGACAAGGAGUUCGCAGAUCAGAUGUCUAAAUUGCGGACUGGAACAGAAGAUUACGUGAUGGGGUGUUGCUAUGGUGAAAAGGUGGAGCUGAAGAAUGGGAGGAGCGUCGAUGUCACGAAAGAAAAUGUACAUCUCUACGUGGACAAUAUGGUUCGAGAUUACCUGGUUCCGUCACAGUUUGCAGCCUUCCAGCGAGGAUUCAACAGAGUCUUCAAUCCCGCCGCCUUUGAUAUGUUCAGACCUAUCGAGCUGGAAGCGCUUGUCAUGGGAGAGAAACACUUCGAUUGGAAAGCUCUUGAGCAGUCGACCCAGUAUAAACAGCCAUAUACAGACUCACACCCAACCAUCAAAAUGUUCUGGACGGUAUUUCACGCUCUAGACAAUGACAUGAAAAGAAAGUUUCUUGUAUUUGUCGCUGGGUCUGAUCGCGUCCCGGUUGGUGGACUACGAAACCUAGGACUCCACAUCGACCACCUCCAGGUACCCAUGGACGAUUCCUUGGACGAGCAACCGUGCGACACCGAAGACAGACUCACCCGGCUGCUGCCAGUGGGCCAUGGCUGCGAUAACCAUGGCUCCCGCCGUACCUUACGGCUGCCUAUGUAUACUAUCCUUGAACUCAUGGAAGAUCGUUUGACCGUCGCCCUGUCCUAUUAUGACUGCCCAUUUCAUAUCGCUUAG
This is a messenger RNA of Strongylocentrotus purpuratus (purple sea urchin), 1736 nucleotides long. RefSeq names its product probable E3 ubiquitin-protein ligase HERC4. Gene Ontology annotation, molecular function: ubiquitin protein ligase activity. Lineage: Eukaryota; Metazoa; Echinodermata; Echinoidea; Camarodonta; Strongylocentrotidae. The record is from RefSeq and is a predicted model, not a curated record. The transcript is spliced from 11 exons. The coding region runs from base 96 to 1736 and encodes 546 amino acids. Gene Ontology annotation, biological process: protein polyubiquitination.